AUGUGUCCCACAGUCGACGACGGCGCUCCUGCCACCAACGGCGUUCAAGCCAAUGGCUGUAAGCAACUGAAAUCCCUUGCAAACCAUCCUUUUCCUAACACGGUGCAACAGNCUCACGAUGGCUUCACCAAGUUCGAGAGCGACUUCGAGAAGAAGGGCAAGCCCCACACCGUCAACAAGAACCCCUACCAACCCGUAGGCGACUUCCUGUCCAACGUGUCCAACUUCAAGAUCAUCGAGUCGACGCUGCGUGAGGGCGAGCAGUUUGCCAAUGCCUACUUUGACACCGAGACCAAGAUCAAGAUCGCCAAGGCUCUGGACGAGUUUGGUGUUGACUGCAUCGAGCUCACCUCGCCGUGUGCCUCGGAGCAGUCGCGCCUCGACUGCGAGGCCAUCUGCAAGCUCGGUCUCAAGGCUAAGAUCCUGACCCACGUCCGCUGCCACAUGGACGAUGUCAAGGUUGCCGUCGAGACUGGUGUCGACGGUGUCGACGUCGUCAUUGGCACCAGCUCUUUCCUGAGAGAGCACUCGCACGGCAAGGACAUGACCUACAUCAAGGUACGAGUCACUGUCAAAGUCACAAUUCCUCCUUCAGACACUAACUCAGCCUUCAGANAUGCCGCCAUCGAGGUCAUUCAGUUCGUCAAGUCCAAGGGUCUCGAAAUCAGAUUCUCGUCAGAGGAUUCUUUCAGAUCCGACUUGGUCGAUCUUCUCUCGCUCUACGCUGCCGUCGACAAGGUCGGUGUCAACAGAGUCGGUAUCGCUGACACCGUCGGCUGUGCUUCCNCCAGACAGGUCUACGACCUCGUGAGAACUCUCCGCGGUGUCGUCAGCUGCGACAUCGAGUGCCAUUUCCACAACGACUCUGGCUGUGCCAUUGCCAACGCAUACUGUGCCNUCGAGGCCGGUGCCACUCACAUUGACACCUCGGUCAUCGGUAUCGGUGAGCGCAACGGUAUCACCCCUCUGGGUGGUCUCAUGGCCCGCAUGAUCGUCGCCGACCGCGACUACGUCAAGGGCAAGUACGACCUGCACAAGCUCAAGGCCAUUGAGGACUUGGUCGCCGACUCGGUCGAGAUCAACAUUCCCUUCAACAACUACAUUACCGGUUUCUCGGCCUUCACCCACAAGGCUGGUAUCCACGCCAAGGCCAUUCUCGCCAACCCUUCCACUUACGAGAUCAUUGACCCUGCCGACUUCGGCAUGAAGCGCUACGUCCACUUCGCCUCCCGCCUGACCGGCUGGAACGCCAUCAAGUCGCGUGUCGAGCAACUCUCCCUCACAAUGACCGACGCCCAGGUCAAGCUCUGCACAGCCAAGAUCAAGGCCCUCGCCGACGUCCGCCCCAUCGCCAUUGACGACGCCGACUCCAUCAUCCGUACCUUCUACAGCAACCUGCACAAGGAGACCGAAGACNCCCUCCUGCCCAACAUGACCGAAGAGGAGAAGAAGAAGUUCGAGCAGAAGCAAAGGGAACUCAACGGCGUCGCCGAAAAGCGCGAGCUUGAAGACCAGGUCGAUCAAGAGGCCGAGGUUCCUCAGGCCAAGAAGACCAAGACUGAGGCUGGUGCAUAG
Molecule: messenger RNA, 1575 nt
Organism: Aureobasidium vineae
Lineage: Eukaryota; Fungi; Ascomycota; Dothideomycetes; Dothideales; Saccotheciaceae
Source: the annotation of a GenBank genome assembly